This is a messenger RNA of Linum tenue, 1334 nucleotides long. The record is from the annotation of a GenBank genome assembly. Lineage: Eukaryota; Viridiplantae; Streptophyta; Magnoliopsida; Malpighiales; Linaceae.
GUUUUUCUCUCCCGAAUGUUCCAGGUCGGCCUCGAGUUCCUUGCCCUUCGCACACAUCUUCAAUCCACAACCCCAGUGUUUGGUGUCUUUUCUGCAGAGUAUAAAGCAAAGAGGAAAGACCUGCCGCUACCGCACAGAACCGCCGUCAGAUCCCACAUCCACACUCCAAGCUUUCCUUUCGCCCGCUAUUUCUCUCUAUUCCAACUGCAACCUUCAGUCUUAUCAUUCUCAGGAUGAGCCGGCACCCAAUUUUGAAAUGGGCACAAAGAAGCGAUAAAGUUUAUCUCACUGUGGACUUAGCAGAUGCUAAAGAUGUCAAACUCAAGCUUGAACCUGAGGGAAAGUUUAUAUUAUCAGCCGUUAAAGAUGGGUCCGACUAUGUCGUAGAUCUUGAACUGUUCGACAAAGUCAAUGUUGAGGAGAGCAAAUAUGUCGUUGGCCCGAGAAACAUCGCAUAUAUCAUAGUCAAAGCUGAGAGUAAUUGGUGGCCUAGGCUUAUUAAGCAAGAAGGAAAGACUCCUGCAUUCCUGAAAGUUGACUGGGAUAAAUGGGUCGACGAAGAUGAGGAAAAUGGUAAACCAAAUUGGAGAUCAGAUGUAGGAGGUGGUGCUCCUGGUGGCAUGAACUUUGAUGACAUGGAUUUCUCGAAAUUUGGCAUGGGAGGAGGCAUGCCGGGCAUGGGUGGCAUGGGAGGAAUGCCGGGCAUGGGUGGGAUGCCGGGCAUGGGAGGAAUGCCAGGCAUGGGUGGGAUGCCGGAUAUGGGAGAUUUCAACAUGCCAGAAGAUGACGACGACGAUGAUGAUGAAGAAGAUGAAGUCGAGAAACCAGAAGCCAAGGUGGAAGAAGGAACCAGUAAAUCUUCUCCGGAGGAAGCCAAAGCUUGAUUGUCUUUGGAGAAAAACCAGCCUGCAGUGCAGUUAACUCGAGAUGGUUCUCCGAUCCCAUACUGUCGUGCCGCCAAAUAUGAACAUUGCCAAGAUGUAGGCUCCGUUUUAUGAUUUUCUGUUUUCUCCGUAGGUGGGGGGACAAGAACAACUGUGUGGAUGGAUUGAUUUUCUUUGAUGGCAAAAAGGGCUCACUUGUCGGUCAGUUUGGCUAAUAUGCGGGUCGAUGUAGCAAUAUGAAGAGAGAAGGCUGAUUGUUUUCGAAUGACAUAAAAAUGUAGUUCAGAGUGAGUUUAUCUUAGUUUACGGUUUUAAGUAAUCAGAUCCUGCAUAACUUACUGUAUGAAGAUGAUAGUAUCCGCUUAUUUAUGUCAUGCAGUGACUGUUGCUUGAAGGAGCCUCAUCAACAAACCAAGACGGUUGUCAACAAGUUACUACAUCCAAGUGUAC